Messenger RNA from Abrus precatorius (Indian licorice), 1119 nucleotides. RefSeq names its product calmodulin-binding protein 25. Gene Ontology annotation, molecular function: calmodulin binding. The transcript has a single exon. Gene Ontology annotation, cellular component: nucleus. Gene Ontology annotation, biological process: response to osmotic stress. Lineage: Eukaryota; Viridiplantae; Streptophyta; Magnoliopsida; Fabales; Fabaceae. The coding region runs from base 119 to 835 and encodes 238 amino acids. The record is from RefSeq and is a predicted model, not a curated record.
AUUUCACUUCCUCUUCCCCCGUCUCUGCUUCUCUUCAUCACUCACAGUACUGCUAUCAUCAACACUCCCUUUUGAUAUAUUCAUUACACUCUCACUAUUAUUUCAAACACUGAUUUACAUGGCUUCGCCAGAAAACUUAGCUACCAUUGAACCCUGGAUGCCUCGUCCCGCAGUAACUGAUUCAUGGCUAGCCGAGUACAUAGCUCGCGAUGCUGACACGUUAACCAAGGCUCUUCAGAAAUCCUUCUGCGCUGCUGAGGAUAACGUCUCCCCGUUUCUCGUCAAGCCCUUCACCGACGCUGCUGCUGCGACUACUCCCACGGUUUCCAGUCUCUCUGGCUCUGAUCAGGAAUCCGCGCCGAGACGGCGCGGCGCGGUGCCUGCGUCGGGGAAGAUUUCAAAGAGGAAGUCGCGCGCGUCAAAGAGGUCGCAGACGACCUUCAUCACGGCGGACCCGGCGAACUUCCGGCAGAUGGUGCAGCAGGUGACCGGGGUGAGGUUUGGGGGCGCGGGGGUGCCAAUGACGCCGGCGGUAGUGAAGCCAGAGCCUCAGAGGGCGGUGGGAAUCGGCGGAGGGAGGUUGCCGGCGGGGGCGGGGGCGGGGUGUCUGCCGACGCUGGACACGUCAGCCUUAUUGUUGGAGCAUCACCAGCAGGUUGUGGUGGGGCCAAAUUCGGUGGCUGCUGGGUCUGGUGGGCUUUCUGGGCCGGGCCCACUCCCUUUCGCCCAAUCUCUCGGGGGCCUAGACGCUCACGCUGCUUCCUUUGCUUCUGCGGGUUUAGAUUUUGACACUUUCUCCAGCUUUCCUACUCUGGAGUCGUGGAAAGUCAUGUGAGAGAUGAGAUUCUCCCCAAUUUUUCUUUUUUCCCUUUCCCCCCCCUCUCGUGGGUUCAGGAAGUUAUCAUCUUCUAGUGGAGGUUCAUAUCAGGGUAGCUAGGAUCUGUAUGUAAAUUUGGGAAGGGAGUGGAUAUGGGUGUAGUAUCUUUUUUUUCUGUGUAAUUUUAUGUUACAUAUUAUGAGGGGUGUAUUGGUGAUAUGGUAACUUUGUUUAUUUUAAUUAACCUAAUUAAUGCAAUUCCAAGUUUAUGUAUCAGCAAUGUGGUUUGCAUCUUUUUGUUA